AUAUGUUCACUACAACAUGGCUGCCAUCGUAGAAUGUGGAGCUGAUUCAAAUACUGCAGAAAACCACAUGUCCCUAAAGAAAGCUCUGUCGGUUGCUUCUCCCCUUUCUCUGCGAAUCAUUGCUGAAUGCUCAGUGACGAAAGCAAGAGCUUGUGAUCUAAUACUGCCACACUCCGCCGUCAGCACCCCGGUUUUCAUGCCAGUCGGUACUCAGGGAACCCUGAAGGGAAUCACUGUCGAUCAGCUGGAGGGUCUUGGAUGUCAGAUUUGUCUGGGGAACACAUACCACCUGGGCAUGAGACCGGGACCUGAUUUGAUCGAGAAAGCCAAUGGUUUACAUGGGUUCAUGAACUGGAAAAGAAAUCUUUUAACUGACAGUGGAGGUUUUCAGAUGGUGUCUCUUGUUGAACUCUCAGAGGUCACUGAGGAAGGGGUCAAGUUCAAGUCCCCCUAUGAUGGAAAAGAGAUCCUUUUAAGUCCUGAGAAAUCCAUCAGCAUACAGAACAGUCUGGGGUCAGACAUCAUGAUGCAGCUGGAUGAUGUUGUCAGCAGUACUGUGACAGGACCACGGGUGGAGGAGGCCAUGCACAGAUCUAUUCGCUGGCUGGACCGUUGCGUAGCAGCUAAUAAAAAUCCACACAAGCAGAACCUUUUUGCCAUCAUACAGGGAGGGCUGAAUGCAGACCUGCGCAAGGCUUGUCUAGAUGAAAUGACUCGGCGUGAUGUCCCUGGUUUUGCCAUCGGAGGCCUGAGUGGAGGAGAGGAGAAGGAUGACUUCUGGCGGAUGGUCACGCUGAGCACCGACCACCUGCCAAGAGAAAAGCCUCGAUACCUCAUGGGUGUGGGAUAUGCUGUGGAUUUGGUGGUUUGUGUCGCCCUGGGAUGUGACAUGUUUGACUGCGUGUUCCCCACCCGCACUGCAAGGUUUGGCUCUGCCUUAGUGCCUUGGGGCUCUCUCCAGGUAAAACAUAAGCAGUAUGCCAAGGACUUUCAGCCCAUAGACCCAGACUGCCAGUGUCCCACCUGCAAGAGACACAGUCGAGCUUACCUGCAUGCUCUGUUUAAGAGUGACACUGCAGCCAUGCACCACAUCACCAUCCAUAACAUUGCUUACCAGCUCAACCUGAUGCGCUCCGUGAGGCAGAGCAUCGUGGAAGGCCGCUUCCCUGAGUUCAUACGGACGUUCAUGAAGCGAAUGUUUCCGUCUCGUGACCAGUACCCCAGCUGGGCUGUGGACGCUCUGGCCUCCGUCAAUGUUACCCUGGAAUAGAACUCAGAGGGAAACUAUUUCACUUUGAAUAGAGAUAAAUGUCAAACAGUAACUGAAAGAUUUUUAUAUCUUUUAAAUGACCUUUUUUAUGGAUGAUUGUUUUCUACUCUUUGUUGAUGUUUGUAUUUGCGCCGCCCGUUUUGUCGGCGGUGAGGAGAAUGGCUUUGGAUCGGAAGGGAUGAAGCCUGAUUGUCCUUUACGGCAACCUUCUUUACUCAGCCUCUGCAGAUUGUCGUCACAGUACACAUUAUGAUAAUGUGAGACUGAAUGGGGUUAAAAUGAGGUUUGAAACACAUGAACCAUCUCCUCCGAUAUGCUCAGACACUUUUUGUUGUUACCAUGGUUACCCAGCUAGGCCCACCCACUUGAAAUGAAAUGUUUUGCCUUCCUGUCAACAUCUUUGUAGUGUUUUUUUUUUUUUUUCUUUGUGACUGAGCGUGUUACAGAAGUAUUUCAUUUUGUCUAAAUGCACAAGAUUAAUAAAUGCAUCUGUGUUCUGGGUUUUAAUCUAGAUCCUAACUGACCAGUAGUUGUCACGUAACUGUUUGAUCAGAUAAAUGGACCUGGCUGGCUACA
Messenger RNA from Seriola aureovittata, 1846 nucleotides. It is a transcript of the gene qtrt1, whose product is annotated as queuine tRNA-ribosyltransferase 1. Gene Ontology annotation, cellular component: cytosol. NCBI's taxonomy places the organism in Eukaryota, Metazoa, Chordata, Actinopteri, Carangiformes, Carangidae. The record is from RefSeq and is a predicted model, not a curated record. The transcript has 9 exons. Bases 17 to 1270 code for a protein of 417 amino acids. Gene Ontology annotation, molecular function: tRNA-guanosine(34) queuine transglycosylase activity.